AUGCAGAAGCGAGAAGAUUCCCCCGACUCUGAGGACAGCACAAAUAACUCAGAGCCGGGGAUGAUGAGCAACGUAGGCAAGUACCCCUGGGAGUCAGGCCAGACUAGUGUAGGCCCCAGGGGGAAAUACAGUGAAGCAAAUUCCUGGGAGUCAGGCCAGAUGGAUGCAGACCCCAGGAAUACGAAGCAGCAGGAAGCAAUGACCGUUGGCCCUGAGGAGAGCUUUGAUAACUCAGGGAGACGGACGCCGAAAGGACCGAUAGGACCUUGGGAGCCAGGGGGGAUGAACACUGGCACCAAGGUAAAGACGGUGACCUUCGCUGACUCCGAGGACAGCAAAAAUAACUCGGAGUCAAAUGCGAACCCGCAAAGGGAGGAGGACACCCAGCUAUGCGGGCCGGCCGACUGCUCAGGAACGACUACGUCAUUCGACGCCGGAUUAACCGAUCGACCAGACGCGUCCGAAACUGACCAGUAUGGGGCUACAAAUACGCCAGGGACCCUCUCGGUUAAAAGCGCACACUGCGACAACCGUCUGUUUAUUCCUAUCGCUAUCGGUAAGGUAGUAUACGACGCCCUGAUAGACUCAGGCGCGUCAGUAUCUAUCAUCGGACCCUCGAUCACAGCCCGGUACCGAGACCGACUUAUACCGCGUUUCAGUGAGGUACAAGGAGUGACCGGGGUCAUUGAGCGAACUGAAGGAGAAUUGCCACUCCAAGUGAGCUGCGAUGGGCAUACGGCCAGGUUCAACUUCAAAGCUAUGACUAACCUGACCGGACCACCCAUCAUCCUUGGACUAGAUUUCUUGACCGAAUGGGACAUGGUGUUGCUAUUCAAGGACAAGAAAUGGAGAGUACGUGGGGGGCGAUGGCACUACUUGAGGCCUCGCAAACCCCACGAUAUUGUAACCUUCUCUGCGGAAUGUGCGGGGUUGAUCGAAAUGACGACCGCCCAGGCCGCAAAGCUGAAUGAAGUAAUAGAAAGGCUGCCACCGCCUGAGACAGACGAGCUAGGACGUACACCCGUAGUAAAACAUCUGAUUGACAUAGGAGAUUCUAAACCGGUAAGACAAGGGCUGCGUAGGAUGUCACCAGCGAUGCAGAAGAUUGUCCGAGAAGAGAUUAAGAGAAUGUAUGAUUUAGGCAUUAUAAGGCCAUCCAAAAGUGCCUGGAGAAGCGCAUCUGUAAUGAUCCGCAAGCCUGACGGGACCUGGAGGUUCUGUAUUGACUACAGAGACCUGAACAAGGUGACCCGCAAGGACGCAUACCCACUGCCAAAUAUGGACUCGAUAUUAGACCGACUUAGGCAUAUUGCAUUAGAAGAAGAUAGUUGCCAAUACACAGCAUUUGCGAGCCCUGGUGAAGGGUUGUGGGAAUUUGUUGUAAUGCCCUUCGGACUAGUAAACGCACCAGCCACGUUUCAACGAUUGGCUGAUGCCCUGUUCGGACCAGACUGGGAACCAUAUGUUUUCCCGUACCUGGAUGAUAUCAUAAUAGCAACAGAGAGCUUUGACGACCAUCUACAUUUCUUAGAACUAGUUCUCAGACGACUCAAUGAUGCUGGCCUACAGAUCAACGCUAAGAAAUGUGAAUUUGGAUGCUCUCGCCUCAAUUACCUGGGACUCCUACUGGACCACGACGGCCUCUGA
This is a messenger RNA of Phymastichus coffea, 1647 nucleotides long. RefSeq lists its product as uncharacterized. The coding region runs from base 1 to 1647 and encodes 548 amino acids. The transcript is spliced from 2 exons. The record is from RefSeq and is a predicted model, not a curated record. Gene Ontology annotation, molecular function: aspartic-type endopeptidase activity. Gene Ontology annotation, biological process: proteolysis. NCBI's taxonomy places the organism in Eukaryota, Metazoa, Arthropoda, Insecta, Hymenoptera, Eulophidae.